CAAGGUGCUGCAAUCACAAUCACAUUUCCUUGCUCACCAAGGUUCCGUCCUUCCUCUUCUUCCUAUAAAAUCUGGAAGCCGGAUAGAGAUUUCAAAGUAUACGUUAAGUUUAUACUUGAAAGUCAUAAGACCAUGUCAGCUGAGAUUUUCGUUGUGCCCUUCUUCGGGCAAGGUCAUCUUUUUCCUUGCAUGGAGCUAUGCAAACACUUGGCUUCUAGAAAUUUCAUGGCUUCACUCGUCAUUCCGUCCGACCUCACCUCCUCCAUACCAGCCUCUUUCCGCGACUACCCUUUAGUUCAAAUCCACGAAGUCUCAUCGUCCCUCUUGCCUCCGUCCGAACCAGGAUCACAAUCACACCCACUUCACGCACACCGUACGCUCCACGCCCAGCUAGCUCUUGGGAUUGAGAAGCUCCUCUCAGUGGGACCCCAUAACCCCAAUCCACCUCGACCCGUUUGUGCUAUCCUUGACAUCAUGGUGAACUGGUUGUCGGAUUCUUUUAAAAAACUUCAGGUGCCUACGGUAGCGUUCUUUACCUCCGGUGCUUGCUCCGCCGCAUUAGAAUAUGCCAUUUGGAAAGCCCACCCGGAAGAUCUCAAACCUGACGAAAUUCGUUUGCUUCCCGGAUUACCAGAUGAUGUUGCGCUGGCCUCCUCUGAUCUCAAACGACGGCCUCACGGCCCUCCACCACUAGACGGUGGCGGACCACCACCAGACGUCAGAGCAGGACCGCGGAUGAAGGGACCACCUAAACCCGGUGAGCAACCACCGUGGCUAGAAGAUGCAAGAAAAACGAACGCGAUGAUGAUCAACACGUGUGAUGAUCUGGAGCGUCCAUUCAUUGAAUACAUUGCGAAACAAACUGGAAAGCCGGUUUGGGGUGUAGGUCCGCUUCUGCCCGAGCAUUAUUGGAAAUCCGCAGGUUCACUCAUUCACGACCGGCUGGUCCGAACGAACCGCAGGUCCAAUGUGUCGGAGGACGAAGUGAUCCAGUGGCUAGAUUCAAAACCGCGGGGGUCAGUUCUGUAUGUAUCCUUUGGAAGUGAAGUGGGCCCAACAAUGGAAGAAUACCCACAAUUAGCGGAAGCAUUGGAGUCUUCAGACCGACCCUUCAUAUGGGUGAUCCAACCCAAUUCAGGAAAACCGGGCCCUCCACGUCCACGCUCAUGGUCAAGUAAACAACCCGGUUCACAGGUGAAGAAAGAGGAAGAAGAAAAAGAAGGCUAUUUUCCUCAUGGGGUGGAUAGCAGAGUCGGGAAAAGGGGUCUGAUAAUAUGUGGAUGGGCACCACAGUUGUUGAUACUGAGUCACCCAUCAACGGGUGGAUUCUUAACACACUGUGGUUGGAACUCCACGGUGGAAGCCAUUGGACGUGGGGUCCCAUUUUUGGUGUGGCCCAUUAGGGGUGACCAAUACCAUGAUGCCAAGUUGGUGGUGGGCCACCUGAAGGUUGGGCACAUGAUCUCUGAUGAUCUUUCACAAAUGGUAAAAAAGGAUGGCAUAGUGGAGGGAAUAGAGAGGUUGAUGACUGAUAAAGAAAUCAAGAGUAGGGCUGAGAGUCUCAGUGCUAUGUUUCAGAACGGGUUUCCAAGGAGUUCAGAGGCUGCUUUAGAUACUUUCUUUCAUUAUAUCAAUCAAAGGCCGAGUUAGUUAGUAUCAUUCCCUCCAUCAAUGUAUACUAUACUAGAGGAAAUCUUGGUACCAGUUACAUGAAUAAAUUCAUUUCUUUAUCCUA
Molecule: messenger RNA, 1735 nt
Organism: Prosopis cineraria
Lineage: Eukaryota; Viridiplantae; Streptophyta; Magnoliopsida; Fabales; Fabaceae
Product: scopoletin glucosyltransferase-like
Exons: 1
Coding region: 133-1650 (505 amino acids)
Molecular function (GO): UDP-glycosyltransferase activity
Source: RefSeq, a predicted model, not a curated record